This is a messenger RNA of Pichia kudriavzevii, 396 nucleotides long. RefSeq lists its product as uncharacterized. Gene Ontology annotation, cellular component: cytosol. Bases 1 to 396 code for a protein of 131 amino acids. NCBI's taxonomy places the organism in Eukaryota, Fungi, Ascomycota, Pichiomycetes, Pichiales, Pichiaceae. The record is from RefSeq and is a predicted model, not a curated record. The transcript is spliced from 2 exons.
AUGAGAAUCAAUUUUCGUGCAAAUCGGCAGAUUACCAUAGCCAUCAACACAGCUCUGAUUAUUGGGCACUUUCACCCCAAACGUAAUACCAGAAUGCAUUGUUUAGCAGACGUGGCAAUCACACCUAUAGGACCUAUUGACUCAAUUGAAAAGGCAUUAGAGCUUGCCAAACCACUUCUAGAAGCAAGUGGGCAAGAAUAUGUGAUUCAUGAUGGUGGAUUUACCAUUGAUGCCGAAUGGAAGGACGCUAUGACUUUGGUUGGUCAGAUACAUGAACAUUUGCACAAAUCAGGAUUUGUGAGGGUUCAUUCCGACAUGAGAGUGGGUACACGGACAGACAAGGCACAAACAAUGCAAGACAAAAUUAAUGUUGUUGAGAAGAAAUUGAAGCAAUAG